AUGGCGGCAACCCACCAGGACGAAAAGUCUGACCCGGCUCGGCAGACUGCGCACCUUGAAGAAAGCAGUGCUGAGAAUGUUCCCCAGGAGAACGGCAAUGAUUUCGCGGAUGAUCCGAAGCAUGAAGCUCAAGAGUCGGGCGUUUCGUAUACAAAGGAAGAGGAAGGCGAGGCUCUGAAUCUUGGUGUAUUGUAUCUUGUGUUAUACAUUGAUCGAGCCAAUGUAGGCAAUGCCUAUACAGCCGGUAUGGGUAAAGAAUGGGGGAUCACUUCAGACGAUUACUCUUGGAUUGUCACCAUUCUCUAUAUUGGGUAUAUCCUAUUCCACUGGUUGAUUUUUGUCUGGACCUUUGUCCCCUUACCCCUCUGGACCGCCAUGAUGGCCCUCGAAUGGGGUUCAAUGAGCAUGCUCCAGGCAGUGACGACGAAUUUCGCCGGGAUAAUGGCACUGCGUUUCCUCGUUGGAGCCUUCGAGGCCGGAUUUGUCCCUGCCGUGGCACUUUAUAUGACCUUCUUUUAUUAUCGAGCAGAGAUGGGCCUUCGAUAUGGUCUUUUCAUCUCCUUCUCCCCGCUCGCCAUCUGCUUUGCUUCAGCCCUCGCAUACGGUCUCGUCCAUGCCAAGACGUCCAUCCACAACUGGAAGCUUCUCUUCCUUGUUGAUGGGAGACUGAACUUCAAGCAAGCCUUUGCCGCCUUUGGUGACUACAAGAACUAUUUGCAGGCGAUGAUCAUCUUCUGUCUCAACACCGCCUUCGGCUCUCUCCCCGCCUAUCUGCCCACGAUCCUGCAAGCCAUGGGCUACACCUCGCUUCGCGCCCAGGGCUUCUCAGCCUGCCCCUACCUGACGGCCUACGUGGUCUGCAUCACAGCCAGCUUUAUCUCCGACCGCUUCAGGAGGCGCGGCAUCUUCAUCGUGCUCUUUUGCUGCGCGGGCGCCGCUGGCUACGUGAUUCUGGCGACCGUCCACACCACCGGCGUCCGCUACUUCGCAACCUUCCUGGUCUGCGCCGGCAUCUUCCCCGAUGUGGCCCUCACCUUCACGUGGGUGACAGACAACCAGGGCUCGGCCUCCAAGCGCGGUGCCGGGCUGGCUAUCUUCGGUAUGGUCGGCCAGUGUGGCCCGACCCAGGGCGCGCGCCUGUUCCCUAAGACGGAACAGCCUUGGUACUCCAGGGGCAUGUGGAUCUGUGCGGGGAUACUGUUUGCCGCUGCGGGUCUGGCGGCCAUACUGAGCUUGUGCUUGGAGUACCAUAACAAGAAGCGAGAUGAGAAAUUUGGCAAGAGUGAUUUGGACUAUGUCCCCCCUGAGGUUUCGGACAAGGGUGAUGAUCACCCCAUGUACCGUUACGUGCUUUGA
Diaporthe citri is the source of this 1356-nucleotide messenger RNA. RefSeq lists its product as uncharacterized. Gene Ontology annotation, molecular function: transmembrane transporter activity. The transcript has 4 exons. Gene Ontology annotation, biological process: transmembrane transport. Lineage: Eukaryota; Fungi; Ascomycota; Sordariomycetes; Diaporthales; Diaporthaceae. The record is from RefSeq and is a predicted model, not a curated record. The coding region runs from base 1 to 1356 and encodes 451 amino acids. Gene Ontology annotation, cellular component: membrane.